Molecule: messenger RNA, 3826 nt
Organism: Drosophila takahashii
Lineage: Eukaryota; Metazoa; Arthropoda; Insecta; Diptera; Drosophilidae
Gene: Ekar
Product: Eye-enriched kainate receptor
Biological process (GO): monoatomic ion transport
Cellular component (GO): postsynaptic density membrane; plasma membrane
Molecular function (GO): ligand-gated monoatomic ion channel activity; signaling receptor activity
Source: RefSeq, a predicted model, not a curated record
CGGGUGUUUUUUUUAGAGGUAUAGAACUUUGAGUUGCAAUAAAACAACGAUGGAUUAUUCGAUUGACAUGAAUUUUUUUUAUUCGAAAGAUAAUCUUGUGGCAUUACAUUUAAUAUAUGAUUUCUGGCAUAUGUCCGCCUCGUCUGGCUCGGAUGUAGUCCAAUCUGGACGUCCAAUUUUCGAUGACUUUUCCCAACAUUUGCGGCCGUAUAUCGCCAAUAACACGGCGAAUCUUGUCUUCCAAAUGGUCAAGCGUUUGUUGUGUUAAAUCGGUCUCCAUCUUAAACAGUGAUACCAACUUAAAGUUCUAUACCUCUAAAAAAAACACCCUUUACUUUAUGUGGUCAGAAACGUCUUCUUUUUGUCUGACUGAAAUAAAUAAGUAUCCAUAAAAUCAAUUUUUGUCUAAUUUUUUUCUACCAGGAACUACCAUCAUCCUUCUUGCUAUAUUUUCAACCCACUAGUGUUCGUUGAUUAAACUAAUCAGAAGAAAUCGAGGUCCAAGGAUUUUUUGAAAAGUUUCAGUUAGAUUUAGAACUGAUGGAGUAGCUUCCGUGGAAAUAGACGGACAGACGAAACUGGCUAUAUCGACUAAUUAUGGUAAUUUCGAAAAUACUGCGUACUUUUAACGGUUAUAGCAUCGGCAAGGAAAUGUAAAUUUCAUUUAGUCUCAAAAUGGAAAUUGGUUGUUGGAAAAGUUUCAUGCCUUAUACAUUCCAUUUCGACUAUACCGGGAAACCAAGCUCUGAUAUGUGGACCUUGCUGCCGAUUUGAACUCUACUUUAUGUGUAACGUGCGGACCAAAAAACUGAGGCAGUUGCCUGACGGAAAUUUCCAAUGACUAUCAGUGACAGUGAGUGUCUAGAGCGAAUCUCACAGUCGGGUCACCCUUUCUUUUUUCCUCAUAUGCAUUUGUCCGGCUUCAUCAGAAGCUUUGUUUAGCUUGCAUACAAACAAAAUUUAAGCAGUCGAUUCUUUCAUGCCAAGGGGCAGUCUCGUUAUGUAUUUAUUAGCAAGCGGCUUACUGCUACUUCAGUUUAUUUCAUAUGCUUUGGGAGUUCCUCCCUUAGUAAGAGUUGGAGCAAUAUUUUCCAACCAACCCGGAAAAUAUAACUCGGAGUUGGCGUUCAGAUACGCAGUUCAUAGGCUAAAUCUGGAUAAAAGUCUUUUGCCUGAGACUACAGUUGAGUACUACAUUGAAUAUGUAAAUCGAUUGGAUUCCUUUGAGACAGUGCAAAAGGUGUGCAAACUUGUUGGUGUUGGUGUUCAAGCUGUUUUUAGCCCAACUGACUCGGUUUUGGCGACCCAUAUAAAUUCAAUUUGUGAUGCGCUGGACAUCCCAAAUAUAGGACGCUCCGCACAUGACUUUUCCAUUAACGUGUACCCAUCGCAGAAAUACGUAAAUCAAGCCUUUAAUGAUGUUAUUCACUAUCUAAAUUGGACCAGAUUUGGAAUUUUGCAAGAGACAGAAUAUGGAAUUAUUAAUCUGCAUCAGCUAUCCCGCUCUGUUCAGGGAGAAGUGCACAUGCGACAAGUUUCUCCCGGGUCGUAUCUGUCUGUAUUGAACGAAUUUAAAGGCAAGGAAAUACACAAUAUUAUUAUUGAUACAAAUUCGGACGGUAUAUCAAUCUUAUUAAAAAAUAUAUUACAGCAGCAAAUGAAUGAAUACAAGUACCAUUAUUUGUUUACCAGCUUUGACUUGGAAACAUAUGAUCUGGAAGAUUUUAAAUACAAUUUUGUAAACAUAACAUCUUUUCGAUUAGUCGACAUUGGAGAUGUUGGUGUAAAGCAGAUUUUGAAGGAUCUCGGAUCCUAUAGUCACCAUAUGUUUCAAAAACCUUACAUGAAUCCGCAUGUAAGGAAAUCCAUUUCCCUAGAGUCAGAACCAGCUUUAAUGUUUGACUCAGUGUACGUUUUUGCGAUUGGAUUGCAGACAUUGGAGCAAUCGCAAUCACACACUUUGAACCUAUUAAACAUGACCUGUGAUGCGGGAAUUCCUUGGAAUGGGGGCCUGAGUCUAAUUAAUUACUUAAAUGCGGUUGAAUGGAAAGGCCUAACCGGUCCAAUUCAAUUUAAAGAGGGCCAGCGAGUACAAUUCAAGUUGGACUUAAUUAAAUUAAAACAACACUCCAUUGUAAAAGUCGGAGAAUGGACACCUCAUGGACGUCUAAAUAUUACAGAACCAUCAAUGUUUUUUGAUUCUGGUUCCAUGAAUGUGACACUGGUGGUAAUAACAAUACUGGAAACUCCCUAUGUGAUGAUGCACUAUGGCAAGAAUUUUACGGGAAACGAACGAUUCUAUGGUUUCUGCGUUGAUAUAUUGGAAACCAUUUCCCAUGAGGUUGGGUUUGACUACAUACUGGAUUUAGUACCCGAUAGAAAGUAUGGCGCCAAAGAUCCCGAAUCUGGUGAAUGGAACGGAAUGGUCGCUCAGCUAAUGAAAUAUAAGGCAGACUUGGCCGUGGGCUCUAUGACUAUCACAUAUGCAAGAGAAAGCGUUAUUGAUUUUACUAAACCAUUUAUGAAUUUGGGAAUAAGUAUAUUAUUUAAGGUCCCAAGCUCAGAGCCAACAAGAUUGUUUUCUUUUAUGAAUCCAUUGGCAAUAGAAAUCUGGAUUUAUGUGCUAAUUGCUUACUUUCUCGUAUCGUUUUGUAUAUACAUUGUGGGAAAACUAUCUCCCAUCGAGUGGCAGCAUAUCCACCCCUGCGACUUAGAAAAUAUCUCAAUUGGCAACCAGUUCUCCUUAUCUGACAGUUUUUGGUUUACCAUUGGAACUCUUAUGCAACAGUCAACCGACAUUUAUCCGAGAGCAAUUUCCACACGAAUAAUUAGCAGUAUUUGGGGUUUUUUUUCGCUCAUUAUUGUGGCGUCUUACACGGCAAAUCUAGCUGCUUUUCUCACCACUGAGCGUAUGAUUAACCCUAUCGAAAACGCCGAAGAUUUGGCAUCACAAACGGAGAUAUCUUAUGGAACAUUGGAUAGCGGAUCUACGAUGACUUUUUUUCGUGACUCAAUGAUAGAAACGUACAAAAAAAUGUGGAGGAGCAUGGAUAAUAAGAAACCGACUGCGUUUACCUCUACAUAUGAGGAUGGUAUAAGGCGGGUUAACCAGGGUAACUACGCCUAUUUGAUGGAGUCCACAAUGCUUGAUUACAUCGUCCAGCGAGAUUGUAAUUUGACGCAAAUAGGAGGAUUGUUGGAUACGAAAGGAUAUGGUAUCGCAACACCAAAAGGUUCGCCUUGGCGGGAUAAAAUUUCGCUGGCUAUACUUGAGCUUCAGGAAAAGGGUGAUAUUCAAAUGUUGUACGAUAAAUGGUGGAAGAACACUGAUGAAACUUGUACUCGGCGAAGCACAAGCAAACAAUCCAAAGCCAAUGCUCUUGGUCUGGAGAGCAUAGGAGGUGUGUUUGUGGUUCUAAUAGCAGGAAUUUUCGUGGCUGCGGUGGUUGCGUUCUUCGAAUUUUGGUGUAAUUUUCGAUACCACCAUAAGGCUAGCACAAUUAAGCCGGGCAGCAAUAAUGAUUCCGUGCAAGGAGUGAUUUUGGAAAGCGAAUGGAGUUAUACCCCACCAGUUCGAUGCUUUUGGAUCGAAAUUUUUGAGGAACUGCGAUAUGCAUCAUGGUGUAUGAACAAACAAAAGAGACCUGAGCUAAAUCGAGUUUGUAGUGAAUGUAAAAUUUCACAAAGACCAACGUGUAUAUAACGCUAAACUACACUUUUGUACUUCUUCAUAUCGAUUAAGAUCAUUUUAGUUUCAUUGCUAGCACUAUAUCUGCUGUCAACUCUGAAAUUAAUAAAACAAAAUUUUAAAAGUUUUAUAUAUUUA